CGCGGAAAGCGUCAGGCGUCUGACGCGCUCGCGCGGCGGUAUUCCCGGAAGUGUGUCGCUCUCUCUGGCAUCGCCGCCGCUCCCUCAUCGCGCCAUUGAGAAGUCAGGGAAGCUUUCUCUAACCUAUUGACUCGCAGUACCCGCAGGUCCACGCUGUCAAUCAUGGCCGAGCAGGAGCCCACACCAGAGCAGCUGGCCGCUAUCGCAGCGGAGAACGAACAGAGCGAGGCUGUCAACUACAAGCCUCCAGCACAGAAGAGCCUUCAAGAGAUCCAGGAACUCGACAAAGAUGACGAAAGCCUUCGCAAGUACAAGGAGGCGCUGCUGGGCAACUGCAGUGUUGCUGCAGAUCCCAACGCUCCCAACGUUCAGGUGACACGGCUAACUCUUAUGUGCGAGACGGCUCCCGCCCCACUGACCCUUGACCUGCAAGGUGAUCUGGAGUCCUACAAGAAGCAGUCGUUUGUGCUGAAGGAGGGAGUGGAGUACAGGAUAAAGAUCAGCUUCAAGGUGAACAAAGAGAUCGUCUCGGGGUUGAAGUAUGUACAGCAGACCUUUAGGAAAGGGGUGAAGAUUGACAAGUCUGACUACAUGGUGGGCAGCUAUGGGCCUCGGCCGAAUGAAUACGAGUUCCUGACGCCCUUGGAGGAGGCACCCAAAGGCAUGCUGGCCCGUGGCACUUACAACAUUAAAUCCAAGUUCACCGAUGACGACAAGCACGACCACCUGUCCUGGGAAUGGAACCUCAACAUCAAGAAGGACUGGAAAGAUUGAGUUGUUUCAAAACCCCCAUUUUCCUUCUUGCCAUCCUCCUACCUACUUCCUCCCUCCCUUUAUUCCUCUCCAAUCUCCUUCAGUUCCCUCCAUCAUCAUCAUCAUCAUCAUCAUCAUCACCACCAUCAACAUCAUAAUCCUGGAUUAACUGAUUUAAAAGAAAUGGAUCUUUCUCACUCCGUCCACUUUCCUGCAGUUUCCCAUCUUCCAUCCCUCCUUCCAUAUUCCUAUCCCUUUCCCUCCCAAUGAGUAUUGAGGCUUUUCAUGAAAUAUAUAUGUGAAAACAAACAAAAACGUGCACAAUCCAUAUUUUGUGUUUUGGUUUGUUUGUAUAUAAAAGUAAAAACAGAGGAAAAAAAUAUUCAAAAAAACCUCAUGGAUACUUUUGACAUGGUUGUUAUUAGUAAUCUUCACUACCCCUGUCUUCCUCUUGUGUCCUGAACCCUUCCCGUUUAUCCCGCGUCAUUCCUUUCUCUGACAUUCCUUAUUUUCUUUUUAACCAUGAUCUGCCUUUAUGAGUGUAAUGGGAGAAGGUGCCACUUGCUAAUAUUUUGCCACUGGCAUUCCCUCACAACUCAAGUUUGCCUUUGCCCAGAGGGAACGUGUCCGAUGCCUUUGAGAUGAGUCUAGGGUUAGCGUAGCAUGGGUAACUGUAGAAAUGUUAGGGAUUGUAGCGGAGCAGGUCUUUACUUGGCUCUCGGUAUGAAUGUGUGCGUGUUCGAAUAUGGUUUUAGCUACGUAGGGUUCGCAGGAUGUGAACAUCCUGUCCACUAGGGGAGCCGUACUAAGAAUCAGCCUUGCCCUGCUCUAACAGCAUAGGGAUUUUGUUUAACCAUUUCAUCGCCAUGUGGCCUUAAAAAUGAUUCCUGUAGCAAGACAUUGAGGAGCUGCCUUUUAGCGUCUAGGUUUAAAUCCACUCAAAUCUUUCGUCCUUAAGAGGCCAAGGUGCUUUACUGACUCUCGCUCCCUCAAGGGACUGGCGGUCACAUCUUCUGCCUCAUUCAUUUGGCUCAAUUCAGGAUGGACCAACUUUGAAGGCCAGUAGAAGUUAGUGAACCUUGAUGCUGAGCAAACAUUUUCCCCAAUUCAGUUAUCACAAACUUUCCAAAGAUGACUGGUGCUUCAUUUGCAGAAUGUGCCCUUUGCUUGUGGUUUACAUGAGUUGCCAGUUAGGAAGUUAAAAAAAAAAAAAUGAAAGCAGAGAAGGUCUCAUUUCACUAACAGAUCUCAAGUAUUGAACUACUCUACGUUAAAAUUACCAACACCAUAGAUUGUGCCUCCAGUAUUGACGACCACAAGCUGCUCUCGGUGCGUAAAUCUAAGGGAAAGAAAGUCAGGACUCUAAAGGAGGUGCAUUUGUAGUGGGACAGAUCUGGAGUGAACCUAAAUCUCAACUCUCAGCUCCAGUCCAGGUGUAGUCUGACCUCAAUGUUCAAACAAGAGAGGAUGUGCUCAUGCAUCACUGUACUGUUUUAUACACGCUUGUUUUGUUUUUUUUCUUUGGUGACAUUGCCUGCAAAGUAGUAGCUUGUUGUGCUGGUCCAGAAUGCUGCUUCUGUCUUCACCUGUUUGUACUUAUCUGGAGAUUACUGUUCACCUGUGUCAACAUUAAAGUGUUCAGAACAGACA
Messenger RNA from Megalobrama amblycephala (Wuchang bream), 2403 nucleotides. RefSeq names its product Rho GDP dissociation inhibitor (GDI) alpha (gene arhgdia). Gene Ontology annotation, cellular component: cytoplasm; cytosol; membrane. NCBI's taxonomy places the organism in Eukaryota, Metazoa, Chordata, Actinopteri, Cypriniformes, Xenocyprididae. Gene Ontology annotation, molecular function: protein binding; Rho GDP-dissociation inhibitor activity. Gene Ontology annotation, biological process: Rho protein signal transduction. The record is from RefSeq and is a predicted model, not a curated record. The transcript is spliced from 6 exons. Bases 163 to 774 code for a protein of 203 amino acids.